This is a messenger RNA of Lactuca saligna, 441 nucleotides long. The record is from the annotation of a GenBank genome assembly. NCBI's taxonomy places the organism in Eukaryota, Viridiplantae, Streptophyta, Magnoliopsida, Asterales, Asteraceae.
AUGUCAGACAUAACAUCACUCCCCUUUGAGGCAACAGAAGAGGAUGAACCAGUUAUAUCCAACUCAAAAUCUUUUAACUCGGGCCCAGCUCAGAAUUUAACUGUUGAUGACAUUGAUGAUUUUGAGGAUGAUAAUGAUUUGGAGGAACUGAAUAGUCGCAGGUAUUCAAGGAGAACAAUGAAUGAUACUGUUGAUCUUGUUGUGGGUUUGCCUUCAUUUGCAACAGGUAUAACUGAUGACGAUCUUCGUGAAUCUGCCUAUGAAAUCCUUCUGGCUGCUGCAGGAGCUUCGGGGGGACUUAUAGUGCCAUCAAAGGAGAAGAAAAAAGAAAAGAAAUCCAAAUUGUUGAAGAAGCUUGGAAGGAGUAAGAGUGAACAAGUUACAAAUCAAUCCCAACAAUCGACUGGUUUGACUGGCCUACUGGAGACAAUGUGUGUCUAG